AUGACCUGCAGGGGAGGACGAGGCUACCUCAAAGACCUGCGAAGCCUCUACCUCAAUAUCGGAGACUCAACCAAUGAGCAAGCGAGCAUCUCCUCGGUCUGUGGAGGCAAGCUUGAAAUCCUGCUCACUCCAAGCGAGGAUAAUCGCUUCCGACAACUAUCCGCGUACUCCGCCCGAGAUCCGCUUCCUCACACCAAUUUUUCAUUCAAAUAUUACCCAAAUGGGGGCUGCAUUUGCCUCAGCAUAAUGGAUGACUGGAACAGUUGUUGCAGUUUCCUCGACGUCAUCAAGGCGGUCCUCUUUCUCCUCGCCAAUCCAAAUUUUGACAGUGCCAAUAACUCAUUCGGUUACUUAUCCGCAGAGUAUAGGGACAGUUUCGAAGAGGUGUGCAGGCAAUUUCUUGCCGGAUUUCCCAUCAAGGGUGAGGUCUACCCGGCAAACGAGAAGUGGUGUGAGUGGGCACGUGCAAACAACUGCUUUCCGGUGUCUAAGCGGAAUCAGAGUGGAGAUGAAUCGCCACCUCCCAUUCAGUUUACUCCGGAUGUGAGUGGACCAUUUAUUUUCCAUAUUCCUACUUUCUGCUCCCUCAGUGUUUCAUUUACUGACUCUGACAGUCGACUUGGGUUGAGCUCGUGUGCGUGCGUGAAGUACAGCUAG
Messenger RNA from Dibothriocephalus latus, 657 nucleotides. The record is from the annotation of a GenBank genome assembly. Lineage: Eukaryota; Metazoa; Platyhelminthes; Cestoda; Diphyllobothriidea; Diphyllobothriidae.